Molecule: messenger RNA, 2430 nt
Organism: Micropterus salmoides (largemouth bass)
Lineage: Eukaryota; Metazoa; Chordata; Actinopteri; Centrarchiformes; Centrarchidae
Gene: hebp2
Product: heme binding protein 2
Exons: 5
Coding region: 71-730 (219 amino acids)
Cellular component (GO): cytoplasm
Source: RefSeq, a predicted model, not a curated record
GACUCUUAUUUUGAAGUUGCAGUCGCUCAGCCAAUCAGAUGUCAAUUUUUAUGUAACAGGAAGCGAUGUUAUGAAAGCAAACGCACUUGACAACCUGACAACAAGCACCAAACGCGUACAUUUACAGGCAGUUUUGACCAACCUCACACCAGCCAUGCUGAAAGCUGUGGGACAAGUUUUGUUCUCAACCGGACUGCAGAACCCGAAAUACACAGCAGACGAGAAAAAGGGACAAGACUACGAGAUUCGCACCUACCAUGCGACUAAGUGGGUGAGCACCACUCUGAGUGGGAUGCAGUGGGACACAGCCAUGAAUGUUGGCUUUCGCCGGCUCUUCAGCUACAUUCAAGGCAACAAUCACAACAAGGUGAAAGUGGACAUGACUGCCCCCGUGACGUGCCGCGUGGACCCUGGAGCCGGCCCUGCAUGUGAAUCUCAGUUCACCGUAUCCUUCUAUGUCCCGGAGGAGCAUCAGGACAACCCACCGGAGCCGAGCGACCCGGAGGUGUUUGUGGAGCACAGAAAAGAGUUCACAGCUUAUGUCAGGACAUACGGUGGUUUCUCCAAUGAGAAUUCAAAACGUGAAGAGCUCCUAAAACUUAUGGAAAGCCUGCAGAGAGACGGAGUCCAGUACAUCGACAAGCCGUACUACGCAGUCGGGUAUGACAGUCCCUUCAAACUGACCAACCGCAGGAAUGAGGUCUGGGUCUUGAAGAAGGAGCCGGAGUAGGAAGUUUAAAGGUCAAGCAACACUCUAUAAAAUAGUCAGGUGUAGGAAGGAAAGGUUUUACAUGAUCUUUUGAUUACACUUGAUACGUUUCAGACAGCACUAAUCAAUGUCCAAGGGAGAAAAAAAACUGUCAUUGCUAUUAUGGAAGUAUGAUGAAUGAAAUGGAAGGUCAUAGGUCAUACUAUCGACCAACAUUUGUCUGAUGUUCUGCUUCUGCUUUAUUUUACUAAAAGUUUGACUAAAAGUUACUGAAUUAAAGACUCAGUAAAAGUCUUGACAAAGGGACCAAACAAAUGAUUACAAGAGCUCUCAGAGGCCGUCGUCAGCAGAAGAACCCAUAAGAAAAAGUGGAUACAGUGGCGUAAUAAUUCCAGCAGGCGGUGCCAAGUAGUCAGAAGACAUUUCUCUCAUAUAGUGCAUCUUGUUUUGGCAAAAAACUCCAAGUGCCUCUUUAUAGUUUAUUUAUAUUUAAUACCUCUUUAUUUGAUUCUUUUUUAUGAAUGACUCGUUUAAAGUACACUAAUUAUCCGGUUAUGUUUGCGCACAUUGCUAAUUGCUAUUUUGUUUUCAGACCACCCUUAAUAUAAAAAGACUGUGCAGGAUGAAGAAAUCUAGGUUCAUGUUUUCAAGCCUGUCUUAUAGCAACACUUAGAUAAAUUCAACUUAUGUACAUUAAAGGUGUUAUCGAGCGCUGUAAAUGUUCAACAUGUCCAUACCGGCUGGAAAGAGACUGUGUCCUAAUUCAAUUCCAGUUUAAAGUGAUGGUGGACAAAAUGCGCAGUCCUCGUUCUCUGCACUCUUAACGUUGAGUCAAAAUGAGGCUUUUACAAAGUUAGUCUAGUAAAGUGUAUCUUACAAAUUAUGUUCUUUUUUUUUUAGUAACAAAUAGCAUCUUAGUGUCAAUUUUUAUUAAAAAAAUUCUACCUGACAUGUCUGACUCAGACUUUUGAAGCCUCAUUUCAGCCUAAUCUGAGAUAAUAUUUUACACAGUACUGUGGAUUUUCUUCCCCAUCACUUAUAUUGGAAUGACCUUAGGAAGGGAUCUCUUUGCAGCCAAUACAGACAGGAGGAAUGAUUUCUGCACCUAUAACCCAUUCAAUGUACAAAUGGGCCUGCUAGUAUUUUUUUAAAACAAACUUGGAAAAAAAUGUGAACCCAUCCUUUAACUCUGUGGGACAGCUGCAAAGUUUUGGCAGCAGAUGCUUUCUCUUGUCUGUCAGUGGCCGUGCUGUGAAGGUGGCUCUACCUGCCUGCCUGACAAAAUGUUGGUAAAUAUCGGUUUGUGUAAUGGUAGACCUGGCUCAUCGUCACCGCCAUCACGCUCAUUACGAUGAGCUACUGAGUCAUAGCAAAUCUGGACCAGUCUCAGCAAAAAAAACCCUGAUGAAUUAAUAAGCGUGUCUUGUCCUGCCUGUUUGGUGUGUUAAGCUGAGAUUUACCAACAUCUUUGGUGUAUGUUAAGAUGUGGGCAAAGAGUGACCCUUACUACCCAACAUAAACAUGAUGCCUUCUUUAAUCUGAGUUUACCUCCUUUUAUACAUUAAAUCAUAUUAAUGAUCAUACUUAUAGCUCGUGAUGUACUGGAAGGUGUGUGUUUUUAAUCCUUUAGAAGGGAUACUACAUGGUAAUGAUGACCCUUGCCUUUAAAUGAAUUAAGAAUGUAAAAUAUACUAUCAUUAAUAAUAAACAUAACUUGGCAU